CACGGUUUCAAUUGGGUCGUUGAGGCGACGUGAUUCCGCGCGCUCGUCGAUGAAAUGGGCCACCGCGGGACACAAUGCAUUUGCGAGAUAUGUUGCUGUGGCCGACAUAAGUGUCCACACAGACCCAAAGCUAUAGAACCAUGGGGGCCCUGCGUGAUGUCCGAAUAUACCGCCCAAUACCAUCCACAAUGUGUUGAGCCAAACAAAGUGAUUGUUCCACCUAGCAAUAUAUUUGCAAGUGGGGAUCCAAUGUCGGGGAAAACUACACACAGAAACGACUAUGUUCCACAUCCAUAUGAACGUCCAUACGUUCAAAAGCCGAUACCAUAUAAGGCUCCGUGCGGCAAGAUGGAAGACUCUACUUUGUACCGCAAUGAGUACACAGCGAAAAAUUGUGCACCCAGCCUACCGGUAAAGCCACUAGAAAGAAGGAUGUGUUCGGCAAAAUUUGACGGACAACCAACGUAUCGCUCUGACUACAGAUCCUGGGACUUGCCACCCAUGAGACCUCAGAAACCAAAGCAGGAACGUCCAAAUUUGCCAAAGUUUGAUGCUGAACCUGUUUACCGUCGUGAAUUUGUUCCAAAAUGCAUAGAAAAGCUCAAGAGUUACAAGCCAGAGAAUAGACCCACACCGGACGAGCCAUUUCGAAGUGACACAAUGUACCGUACGGAAUACGUACCAAGACAGGUAGAACCUCCAGCGCCAAUUAAGCCAGCUUUGUAUGCAAAAUCAAAAAUGCCGUUUGAAACUUUGACGACGAACCGGAAAGAUUUUACUCCCAAAGAAAUGUGUCCGAAUCGACCAUUCAAACCUCAGAAUUUGUUAUUCGCAAGCGCUGAUCCUAUGAGUAAAGCAACGACGAAUCGUACGGAUUACAAAGACUGGGGACCAAGUUAUCCUGAGCGAGGAGCUAAACCAGAAUACAAACCAUUAGAAGGUGACCAGUCGUUUGACAGUACGUAUCGCAACGACUUCAAUGAGAAACCAAUUUGUCCAGUUGUUAACGUCAAACCAUUUGAACCAAAGCGCUGCGACGCUAAAUUCGACGAUUUAACAAACUACAGACAUGAAUAUAAGCAAUGGGAAGUACCUCCACCAAAGCCCGCCAAAAAAGAUGAAUGGGCACCUUCUGAUGCGCCAUUUGAUGACUCAACAACUAAUCGGGUCAGCUAUGUUCCACACCCAUGCGUGGUUGCUCCACAACCAAUUACUCCGAAGCCUCAGUCUUGGUACAGUGGUCCAUUUGAUGAUCGCACAAACUACCGUACCGAGUACGUCCCGAAGGAGGUCUGUCCUUGCUGUCCUGCAGGAUUUCUACCGACUGAUGACGUCAGUCCCGAUGGAUAUGUGUUUGAUCAUUUUGACGAACGUGGACAUCAAAUAUACCGAAAUGUCACCGGUGACAAGAACACAUUGCCUCUCCUUCCGGUGAAGUAAUCUUCCACACAGUCUUACAAAACAGUACCAGUGGAGAGGGGAACACGCCGACCUCUCCACUAGAACAAUCAGGUAGUUUAAUUUCGGCCACGUCAUGACCACAUCAAAUGACCUUAGACGUGAGAGUAUCAUGAAGUAAACAGGUACAUUAUGAACUGACGCAUCCUCACCAUACACCUUAUUGUCUCGAAAACAUUUGGUGGAAGCAAAUUCAACUAACACUCACCUGUAGACUCUACGUGCCUUAUCAGUUUUUCCUGAUGUGAAUAAGUGGCUGUUCGCCUAAGACGUGUGCCGACUGGAUACUCCAUCUGAACUUUUUUGCCGCACUACCAAAAAGAGGAAUAUUUU
This is a messenger RNA of Opisthorchis viverrini, 1791 nucleotides long. RefSeq lists its product as hypothetical. Gene Ontology annotation, molecular function: microtubule binding. The record is from RefSeq and is a predicted model, not a curated record. Gene Ontology annotation, biological process: microtubule anchoring. NCBI's taxonomy places the organism in Eukaryota, Metazoa, Platyhelminthes, Trematoda, Opisthorchiida, Opisthorchiidae. The transcript has 8 exons. Gene Ontology annotation, cellular component: sperm flagellum; cytoskeleton; ciliary basal body. Bases 55 to 1440 code for a protein of 461 amino acids.